This is a messenger RNA of Heterotrigona itama, 2443 nucleotides long. The record is from the annotation of a GenBank genome assembly. NCBI's taxonomy places the organism in Eukaryota, Metazoa, Arthropoda, Insecta, Hymenoptera, Apidae.
AUGGCGGGAUAUAAUUUUAAAAGUGAAGAGGAGGUUCAGGAAUAUUUAAAGAAUCUUCAUAUAGAAUAUCAAUUCGGUUGUUUAAGCGAGAAGAAACCUGAGGUGUGUCAUCUUUUGGGCGAUUAUUAUGAAUCUAUCAAGCAAAAUUUCAAGGAAGCAAUAAAACUGUACAAGAAGAAUUGCGACGAGUACAAUUAUGGGAGAAGUUGCGCGAAAUACGGCGAUUACAGAAUAAUGGGUAGAGAGUGUGAGAAAGAUCCUGUGGAAGCGUUCAAGUACAUGGAAAAAGGUUGUGAACAGAAUGAUUCCAGGGGUUGUCUUCAUGCAGGUACUCUUGCGUUGUCUCGAGAAAAAAUUGAUCCAGUCAGGGGCAGUCAAAUUAUGCUUGGAAUGAAAUACCUGAAGAAAGCUUGCGAUAUGGAGGUAGAGAAAGCUUGCUUCUAUCUAUCCGGUGUUUAUUUAAAUGGUAUUGAAGAAUACGUGCCAAAGAAUAUGAAGGAGGCGUAUACGUUAUCUUUAAAGUGUUGUGAAUUGAAUAAUCCGUAUGCCUGUGUUAAUUUAUCCAUAAUGCACAAGAAGGGUGAUGGUGUACAACAAAAUGCUGAGUUAGCCCAAACUUUUAAGACCCGAGCUGAUGAACUACUGAGGGAACUUAAAGAAAAUAAAAAGUCAUUGAAAUUUCAUCAGGGUAUUGAAGCUGCUGAUCAGUUUCACGACGUACCAGAGAGACUAUGCGCCGCUACCUAUUCGCUUCAAGCUCCUUCGCCGCUGCAAUACUCGCUGUCGCGUUCCUCGGCCACGGUGGCCGGCAACGAGUCGCAUGCAGUGGUAAAUGUGGCGGUUUAUUACGAAUCGCUAUGCUCAGACAGCAUGCGGUGGAUUAAGCAGCAACUAUUGCCAGAGUACGAUGCAUUGAAAGAUUACAUCAGCGUCACUUUCAUUCCCUAUGGGAAAGCAUCGCACUGGAAAGAUCCAGACAGCCAGAAAUGGCGGUUCACGUGCCAGCACGGAGAAGAGGAGUGCAACGGAAACAAAGCUCAGGCGUGUGCUAUUAACGCGAUUCAGAAUGGAGAAGCAGCUGAUAAGGUUCAACAACUUAGCGUGGCAUUGGUUGGUUGCGCAAUGACCUCACGGUUUCCGCCAUCAUCUGUCCCGCAGUGCGCCAAGAAAGUAGAAUUAAGCGAGCAGACCCAAGCGAACAUCAACGAAUGCAUUAAUGGUCCCCUGUCGAACGAGCUGUUGGUCGCACAUGGCGAGAAAACGAAGAAGUUAAAUCCAAGCCUCUCCUUCGUUCCAACUAUCACGAUCAAUGAAGAGAACACAAAGGAGAUACAGAUCAAGGCGCAGAACAAUUUCUUUAAACUAAUUUGCGACACACUGGGGGAGGGGGCGAAACCGUCUCAGUGCAGCACAGCCUGAAGACAAACGGUUUUUGUUUUAAACCUUUCGUCGCUAGUGCUUUUUAUACAAAGCUUACACUAGGGGCUACUAUAGUAAGUUGACGAAAUCAAUAUUGGAAAGAAGGAGGAGAGACCGAAGAUUCUUCAGCUUCGUCGAGUUACCUAAUUUCAAGGUAAACUUGAUACCACUUUGCAAUGUACAAGUUUCCAUCAGCAAAGCUCAUUCAACAUCAAUUCUCCGAACCUGAUGCAAAAUGAGUUAAUUCAAGCGAACGAGGCUUCAAUUGCAAACUUGUAAACUUUCGACAAAACUUACUCUUUCAUAAACAUUUUGUGUGUACCACUGUAGUGAGUUGUCUUAAGGAUUUGGGGAAAAGAUUAUUGAUUUGAGUGUACCUAUGUAAGAAAAGAAAUAAAACUUAUCGUCGAUACAAUAACGAUACAAUAACAAAUUCUGUCAAAAUCUCUCAUAUAUAAAGGAGAAGAUAUAAAGCGUAACCCUAAUGAUCGAAACCAUGUAUUUGAUAAUGAUAAUAUAUACAAAUCGGCUAUGUACAAAAAUAUACCUAUCAAUUAAAUCUACCUAACUGAGCGAAAGCGUAUAAAAAUCGAGUACAAAAUAUAUAUUGGAAACAAGUCUUUGGAAAUAUGUGGCGUUCGCCACGGAGUUUCUCCUCCAAUCCACCUCCCUUAAACGUUCUUCUCAACCGUCGAUAAAAACCGCGUCAUCGAGGCUGCUUAACUCGAGAAAUUGUUGCUCGAUAUCCGAACUGAGAUCUUGGAAGUCGGGGACCUCGUGCUCAACCUGGUACCCUGUGCCGGCGACAUCGUCGAUGAGAAAGCGUUUCACAGACUCAAACGGGACGAACUCUUGAUUGCUGUCAAGGUUCAUGGAAAUCCUAUCGACCUGACACAGAUUCGUUUGGAACAGAUCCGCGUCCUCGUCCGCGUAAGACUCCUUAGAAGUCUUAUACGUUCGAUAAUUUGAUUCCGCCGUGUAGACGAUUGCCGUUUGCGCUUGUUGUUGCUGUUGCUGCUGCUGC